Molecule: messenger RNA, 2052 nt
Organism: Vicia faba (fava bean)
Lineage: Eukaryota; Viridiplantae; Streptophyta; Magnoliopsida; Fabales; Fabaceae
Source: the annotation of a GenBank genome assembly
AUGACUAAUGUUAGUUACUUGCCAAUGUAUGCAACGUCCGAGAAUACGGUUUCAACCCCUCCACCUACCGUCUCUAAUGAAAUGCCACCUCCUCACACUAAGAAGCGAAAGAACCGUUCAGAGGCUUGGAAUCAUUUCAUUAUAUCGUCAGAAGAAGAACAAAAAGCUUCGUGCAAGUACUGUGACACAAAAAUUAAGUAUAAUAAUGGAACUAGUUCUAUGCAUGCUCAUUUAUCAAGAUGCCUUGUUUACAAGAGACAAAGGACAUCAUCUUCUAUGACAAGUGCUGAAGAACAUGUUGGCUCUCCUUUAAUUGUCAAGUUUGACCAAGAAGCUAUUCGAAGAGCAAUGGUUAAGAUGUUCAUUAACAUGGAGAUUCCUUUUCGGAAGGUUGAACAUGAGUCUUUUCAUGAAUUUAUGAGUCUCGCUUCACCAAGAUUUCAGAUUUGUUCGCGCACAACAUUGGCACGCGAUGUCUUGAAACUAUGGAACACGGAAAAAAUGAUUUUGAAAAACUUUCUCUCUCUGAAUUGUCAAAGAGUUUGUCUCACCACUGAUAUGUGGACUUCUUGUCAAAAGUUGAGCUAUAUGUGUGUGACGGCCCAUUUCAUUGACAAUAAUUGGAACUUACAGAAGAAGAUCUUAACUUUUUGUCAAGUCACAAGUCAUACAGGGGAUGCUAUUUGUGAAACAAUAGAGAUAUGUUUGAACAAUUGGGGUUUAAACCGUGUGCUUAGUUUGACGGUUGAUAAUGCUUCAUCUAAUGAUGUUGGGGUUGAACGUCUCAAGAGAAGGCUCUUGUCUAAGAAUAGUUUAGUUAUGAGUGGAAACCAUUUUCAUAUGAGGUGUUGCGCACACAUAUUGAAUUUAAUUGUGAAAGAAGGUUUGAAAGACAUUGAUGAUUCUGUUUAUAGAGUUCGUCAUGCUGUUUGGUAUGCUAGAUCUUCUCCCGCGAGGCUCGCUAAAUUCAAGGCAUGUAUUGAUGAGGAGAGCAUGGACUAUAAAGGUUUAGUUUCUCUAGAUGUUGAGACUCGUUGGAAUUCAACUUACUUGAUGUUAGUAUCUGCAUCAAAACAUGAAAGAACCUUUGAAGAAUUCGGUUUUCGAAAUAAAAGGUAUGUGAAUGAGUUGACAAAAAAGGGAAAAGGUGUCCCGAUGAAAGACGAUUGGAAGCAUAUCAACUUAAUCAUUCCAUUCUUGAAGUUGUUUUAUGAUGCCACUGUACAUAUAUCAGGGUCUUCUUAUUUGACAAGCAAUAUUUAUAUGUUUGAGGUCUUGGGUAUUGGAAAGAGCAUUGUGGAUAUGUGUGCGUGUGACGAUGAACAUCUACGUUCAGCAUCUCAAAAGAUGAAAAAGAAGUAUGAUAAGUAUUGGGGAUCUCAUGAGAAGCUUAACAUGAUGUUGUUGAUUGCUCUAGUUUUUGACCCUAGACGCAAGGUUAGAUUGGUUGAUUGGAUGGUACGACGAUAUUAUAAUAAGGUUGAUGCUGAUGCCUUGAAAGAAACCUUAGAGUCUUGCUUGAAAUCUAUUUAUGAGGAAUAUUGUACUGGGUUCAUGCCUCCUCAAGAUAAUCCACAUGAGUCGCAAGUUUUUGGUAAUGUUAGUCAUCCAUACGGAACUGCUGAGUUUUAUCUUUCAGAAGGGUGUGACAAUGCAGAUAAUGAGUUAACCACUUAUCUUGGAGAGAAGUUAGAGCAUAACAUGGAGAUAAAUGUUCUCGAGUGGUGGAAAGUAAAUUCUGGUCGUUAUCCCAUCCUUGCAAACAUUGCAAGAGACGUGCUUGCUAUACCAAUAAGCACAGUGGCGUCUGAAUCUGCAUUUAGCACAGGAGAAAGGGUGCUUGAUCCAUAUCGCAGCUCAUUAACACCAACAACUGUCGAAGCACUGAUAUGCACCCAGGAUUGGCUCAAAGGAACAUCUUCAUCAUUGAUUACAAAUAAAGAUUUUGAUAUUCUUGAGAGAUUGGAGCAAGAAUUACUUUAUACAAAAGAUGGUGCUAGUUGUUCAACCUCUUCAACCUCUGUUGCGCUCGAAGAGGACUUAACGACUUGA